This is a messenger RNA of Monomorium pharaonis (pharaoh ant), 2961 nucleotides long. Its product is annotated as replication factor C subunit 4. Gene Ontology annotation, molecular function: DNA clamp loader activity; ATP binding; ATP hydrolysis activity. The transcript is spliced from 6 exons. Bases 104 to 1174 code for a protein of 356 amino acids. The record is from RefSeq and is a predicted model, not a curated record. NCBI's taxonomy places the organism in Eukaryota, Metazoa, Arthropoda, Insecta, Hymenoptera, Formicidae. Gene Ontology annotation, cellular component: nucleus; DNA replication factor C complex. Gene Ontology annotation, biological process: DNA repair; DNA-templated DNA replication.
GCACGAAUUUGAAGAUAGAUGGCGGCGAAUAGGCGGGAAAGCUCGUGCGAAACUGCGAAGUUGGCGUUGGUUUGGUUAGCGUGCGGUUGAAUCGACUGUAAGGAUGCACGCUUUCCUGAAAACUGGAAAACUGGGCGCUCCGGUGGAAGUAAAGAAACCUUCGACUUCGCGAGCCAAAGACAAUAGAAAGGAUUUGACACCAUGGGUAGAGAAAUACCGACCGCGAAAUGUCGACGAUAUUGUAGAGCAAACUGAUGUGGUGAAAGUGAUACGACAGGCCAUGGAACAUGGGGAUUUUCCCAACAUGCUGUUCUAUGGGCCGCCAGGUACCGGCAAGACCAGCAUCAUCCACGCGGCUGCGAGGCAGAUGUUUGGCAGCAUGUACAGAGACAGAAUACUGGAAUUGAAUGCCUCUGAUGAUAGGGGUAUCCAGGUUGUAAGAGAAAAGAUCAAAUCCUUUGCGCUACGUAGAGCUAAUCCCAAUGGACCAGAUGGAAAAAAAUGUCCACCGUUUAAGAUCAUCAUAUUAGACGAGGCGGACAGCAUGACCAAUGCCGCGCAAACGGCGCUUCGUCGAAUUAUGGAGAAGGAGUCGCACAGCACGCGCUUCUGUUUGGUAUGCAAUUAUCUGUCGCGAAUUAUCAAGCCGAUAGCAUCGCGCUGCACCAAGUUCCGAUUCAAGCCGCUGAGCGAUGAGAAGAGUAUCGCUAGACUCGAAUAUAUAUGUAACGAGGAAAAUCUGAAGGCCGAUAGGAACGUCUUGGAAAAAAUCGUUGAAGCGUCGGGUGGCGAUUUAAGACAGGCCGUCAUGUGUUUACAGUCGAUCACGCGAUUGAAGGGAAAAGAUUACGAGAUCACCGUGGAUGAUGCGCUCGACGUUAUUGGGUUAGUUCCCGAUGAUCAAAUUAAUACACUCUGGGAGGCUUGUAAGAAGGGGAAUUAUAAUAAUGUUCAAAAGUUACUUGAAAACUUGCUGUUGGAAGGAUACCCGGGUUCACAGGUAAUUGAACAAUUAAACGAGAAAAUUAUUUUCUCUGAUGAACUUACUGACAAACAAAAAGCGAUGAUCGGCGAUGUGCUUGGUGAAUGUGAUUAUAGAUUAACAGAAGGAAGCGAUGAAUUUUUGCAGCUUUUAAACGUGUUCUCUACUAUUUUAAUGGCAUGCAAAUUGUAAAAAAAAAAGUAAUUCCUCUAUAGAUUAUGAUGUAUUUAUAUUCGUAGAUUUAUGUUAUGUAUAAUAAAGAUUUUAUAUAUUUUUAUAUGUUGUGUGAUUCAUUUACCUAUGAUAUAGUCCUGUUUUAUAUCAAUGGUCCAUAUUUAGUUAAAGGUACCACCACGAUUUGUUUCUGAAUCUAGGGAGAUAUACAUAUAUUCCUAAAUAAACUAGACACCCCAGCGCUAAAGUUACUAAAAAUAUUUAAGAACUACAACUCCAUGGCCUCCAAUUUCACCGGAUACGCAUCUAAAAUAACCCCACACUUCGUUCAGCAUUCAAAUCUCCAGUCUCAGAUAACAAAACCGCUACCGCGAGCAAUCAAACCGCCAAAUAAUCGCAACGAGCACCGAGAAAACUGUCGGCGCAUUCGAAGAGAGACAACAUCGAUCGUACAAGUAAAAGUCGUGCCGGCGUCGCCGACGGAAACGUGGCUCUCAUCGCGGCCGGCGCCGCCGCCGACGGACGCCGCGCGCUGAGCGCCACUGGCGCUCUCGGCGUGUAGGGGCGUCGUUGCUACUGCGUGCAAUGUGUAUCGUGUAGGCGUUGGCGAGGAAGGAGGUGAGAGCCGCGAGACCGCUGCCGCUCGCUCGCUCUCUCAGGGAGAGGAGACGUGUCGUGUUCGCGCGAGGCGAAGAGAAGGACGAACGCGCCGGAGACGUGCGCGCCCGCGUUCUACAGCAGCACCACCAGCAGCAGCCGGUGGGGACUCGUCGUCCCCCCGCGGUGUGGAGAUUUUCACGUGCCGUGCUGUGCCGUGCCGUGCCGUGCCGUGGAAUCAAAGGAAUCGUCGUCGUCGUCCCGUCGAGCACGCUCGGCUCCCCCUUUCCCGCACCGAGGGAAAACGAAGGCUCUAACGCCCCUCCCCCCCUUCCUUUCCCCCCUUUUCCGCCCUCUCUCGCCGUCGUACCUCCGGUGUGCCUCUGGAGCGCCUCUCGUCUCGGGCGCUCCGUCGACACGACGAGCCACGUCUCCACGUUCCACGACGACGACGUCGUAACGUGGCGUCGGUGUCCCCCCUCCUCCCCUACCCCCGCGCGGUGCUCAUCAUUGUUAUUCUCCGCGAGUGGUGGAAGGUUCGGGUGGAAGGUCGCCGCCGACGCCUCCUGCCCUUCUCCCCCCCUGCCCCCCUUCCAGCCGCCGUGCGUGCGUGCGAACGGCGUCCCCGUGGUAGUAGUGUGUCGCGUUGUCGUGAAAGAAGAAAGGGGAACGCGGACGGGAAGGAAGGAAGGAAGGAACGUACGAACGAACGAACGAACUGAACGGGGGGGCGUGAACGACGCCCGCCGCCGACGCCGCCGUCGCCGCAGCAUCGUCGUCGGUGCGGAGCAACGACAACGUUUGAACGACGACGACGACCGGAGCGGCACGUCGUCGCUCUCCUCGAGAGAUACAGACAGAGGGAUAUCUCCUUCUCCCUCGCUGGCGUAGAGGUCGUGACUUCCGGAGAGAAAGGAGAGAAAGAGAGAGAGAAAAAGAGAGAGAGAGAGAGAGAGGGGGGGGAUUGCUACUCGCGAAAGCGGAGCGCCGCGAGAAAGGCGUGCUGACCGCGUUCCUCGAGAAGCCAGCAAGCAGGACCAGCAGCAGCAAAAGGAGGAGGAGGAAGAGGAGGACGGUUGUCCGUGUGAGAGCAGCCCCUCGUGACACUUCCUGACGUUCCUCGGAGAGCUCGUCAGUCUCGCGACGGUCGCGUCGCUCUAUUGUCGCUUCCACUUCGCCUCCGGACAGAACAAAAAAAAAAAAAAAAA